This is a messenger RNA of Setaria italica (foxtail millet), 1395 nucleotides long. RefSeq names its product disease resistance protein RGA2-like. The transcript has a single exon. NCBI's taxonomy places the organism in Eukaryota, Viridiplantae, Streptophyta, Magnoliopsida, Poales, Poaceae. Gene Ontology annotation, molecular function: ADP binding. The coding region runs from base 1 to 1395 and encodes 464 amino acids. The record is from RefSeq and is a predicted model, not a curated record.
AUGGGUGUGGAGGAGUACUUGCCAUGGCUGCGCCGUGUCCUGCUGCGAAUCCAGGCCACUGUGGAGGAUGCCGACGGGCGGCAUAUCACAAACGAAGCUAUGCUCCGGCAGCUCCAGAUGCUGAGAGAAGCGAUGUACAAAGGCUUCUACCUGCUUGAUGCUUUCACGUAUCGGAUGCUUCAGCAACAGAGGGACAACGACGAUCAGGUUGGUGAUCACCCCUUGUCCAUAUUUUGUCCAGUCAAGCGCUUGUGCUUCUCUGCCAGGAGGAUGAACAUGGUAUUUCAAGGUGAUGGGGUAAAGGAGGUUCAGGAGACGCUAGGAAACCUGCAUAACAUCAUCCACGAUAUGGCAGAGUUCACCGUCUUCUUGAAAUGCUAUCCUCACAUCAGCCGUGAGCCUUACAACAAGUACUUGUUUCUGGAGAAGUGCAUGUUUGGCCGCCAAGCAGAGAUGGACAAGAUCAUGGGAUUCUUGUUAAAGCCAGAGCCUCCAGGAGCUCAGGGUUUGCAAGUGCUUCCUAUAAUUGGUCAGCCAAGAGUUGGGAAAAGCACUCUCGUUGAGCAUGUCUGUUACGAUGAGAGGGUGCACAAUCACUUCUCUUCGAUAAUUCUAUACAGUGGUGAUCCUACUGCUGCUCCAGAAGGUAGUGGUGUAGUGAAGAAGCAAACUGAUGGAUCAAAUGGAAGGUCACUUGUUGUCAUGGAGCUUCCUGAUGGUUUGGCUAUAGAGGAGAGGCAAUUCAGAAAGUUAUAUUCUUCAAGAAGCCACAUGCCACCUGGAAGUAAAGUAAUUAUCACAAGCAGAUCAGAGAAUAUCAUGAAACUUGGAACUACUGGAGCUAUUACACUGAAUUUUCUGUCUCAAGAAGCUUACUGGUACUUCUUCAAGGUGAUGGCUUUUGGAAGCACAGAUCCUGAUGAGCACCCAGAGUUAGCAUCGAUAGCAAUGGACAUUGCAGCAGGGCUAGAAGGAUCUUUCUUGGCCGCAAAUGUCAUCUGUGGCUUUCUGAGAGCUAAUAUGCACAAUAGAUUUUGGCGCAAGAUCCUCGAAUUGGAGAGAAACUGUUUAGAGAAGAACAUCCUCCUUUUUGGCAAACGUCCACAGACUCUUCUUCGGAAAAACCAAAUUGCAUAUGUUUGGAGCCUGUCCAACACUUCCUCCAUUUGGGUCAAAGUUCUUUUAUAUGAAACACAUUCUCCUGCAAAUGAAGUUCCAAAGACAAUGUUGCAUGACGUCCAAAUCCAAACUAUAAGUGCAAAAGCAUACAGGAAGCUGGAUGUCCUGGUGUGGAGAUCUCGCAUACCCCCAUACCAUAACUACACUAUGAGGUGUGAGAUAGAGGCAGCACAAGAGAUGAUGUCCAAGAAGAAGCGGCCUCACUCCAUGGUGUAA